AAACUUUGGCAAGGGGGGAGAUCUGAAAGAGGGAACGAUAUCCUGUUCGAAUUCAUUCCCUUUUGUCUAUUAAAUAGGAUUACACAAUGAAAAGACGGACAACGAUUCAAAAAGUUAGAAACCGCUGAAUGCAACGCUGGUGAUGAAACGAAGAUAGCUGCGGCGGCCGUCGUCCGGAUAAGAUCAAAUCAAUCACUGUUGUAAGACACAUUUCAUAAUAUGUGAAAUAUCCAUAAGACCUAUUAACGAAAAAAAGUAAAUAAAUAACGAUCUUUAAAUAGCGUGCGUAUCAUGCGCUCGUACUAAUAAGAGAGGCAUUUAUUAAGUUUUUGUAUACCGGCGCCACCCACGCCCUUUGCAGUCAACAAGUGGCUGCUCCUCCCCACCCACUCUCCACUACCCCUGCCGACUGCUUCCAGAGACCUGACACUGUUUAACUUUUUCCGUUUCUACCGAUCCACGUGACUUGCCCGGUGUGUUGCCUCGGAAAGCCGGUGUUUUCCUUUAAUAAAUAAAUAAAUAAAAAUAAAGGAUGCAAUGGAAACCAACUACCUAGUAGCACUGUGCUAUUUCUUCGUUCAAACUGUGUUUGUGUGUGUCGCCCUCACCCCAGUCAUUCCCAACCUGUAUUCUUUCAUAGACACGAGGGACCCGAGUCCCAUGCAACGCGUGGUCGUCUUCAACAAAACACGUGAAGUGUAUGUGGGUGCGCGAAAUUCCAUCUACCAUUUCGAUAGCGAUUUGCGUCUCAAGGAUAAAGUGUCCACGGGACCCAAAUUGGAUAACAUCAAUUGCCUCCAUCCUUCCUAUCCCUGUGAAGAGCAUCAGAAGAAACCCACGGAUGACGACACUAGGAUAUUGGACGUUAUUCACCAUCCCGAUCUGCCACUCCUCUUGUCUUGUGGCACCCUCUACCAAGGUUUGUGCCAAGUGAGACCCUUACUGGACAUGGCUUCCAACCAUUUCAGUUGGGUCAAACCUUACAAUGAAACCGUGGGAUUUACGGCCGGUCGCGAAUCUACGGUGGCUUUCUUGACCAAUGGAUACGGCGGUAACCCUUCUCUUUUUAGUGCGGUCACUUACGACGAUCGACCUCUGGAAUACACCCCUGAUUCAGUGUCCAGCAAAGUUCUGGUCACUCGAGAUGACGGAUUUGCGUGGGAGUACAGUCACAGUUCCGAUGUCACCUUUACUGGAGUUAAUUUUGAUAAUAACUUUAAACCAAACUACAAGGUAGAAUAUAUUACAGGUUUUGCUUACGAGGAUUUUGCCUAUUUCUUGACUACUCAGAGAAUAUCUAUUGAGUCUGAGAAUUAUGAGACACGGUUGGUAAGGGUGUGCACUAAAGACAGCGCCUUCUUCUCGUAUACCGAGGUGCCCAUCAAGUGUCAGUAUGGCCUCGAGGUGUACAACUUGGCCACUGCAGCCCACCUGGGCGUUGUGGGUCCCCAGCUGAAGCGUAGGCUCAAACUUGAUAAAAAGGUCGACGUUCUGUUUGUGUCAUUCAUCAAAACAUUGCCAGGACAUGCUGCUACGAUGGACAACUCUAAAGGUUCGGUCAUCUGUUCUUUCCCCAUGUCCACCAUUAUUGAUUCUUUCACCAACGCCACGAGAGAUUGCUUUAAAGCUGAACCACGGACACACCUUUUGAAACACGUGACUGGGAUUGAUUUGCCCUGCAACCAACAGGAAGACUUCGUUGUAAAUGAUGACUUCUGUGGAUCAGGCCUGAAUCACUACAUAGCUGGUCGUGAAUCAAUACCCGGAGGAUUCAGGACCCAUAUAGAGAACCAUGUUACGUCCUUAGCCACCACUUUGCAAGAGGGAAAAACAGUGGCUGUUGCUGGUUCAAUCACGGGACAUGUCUAUAAGGUUAAUUUGGAGAAAACGAAUAAACCGAACUGCUUACUGUAUGUGAAAAAUAUUUCUGAUCAAGAAAUUCAAAAAUCUAAUGCUUUUGAUCCCAGCCAUGAAAAUAUUUAUUUCCUAACAGGCAACAUGGUGGUUAAGUUUCCGGUUGGUUCCUGUUCAUUGUAUACGGACUGUGGCAGCUGUUUGAGUACAGAGGAUCCUCUAGGGUGCGGAUGGUGUGGUGACCACUGUGCACACGUCAGUGAGUGUGACAGGCCGGACACAAGGACCACGAACUCAUGCUCUCCAAUCAUUCACCAAGUGAGUCCUGUCCGUGGACCGACAGAAGGUGGAACUGUGCUGACUAUUUUGGGCGAUAAUUUUGGGUCAUCUUACAGUGGAGAACUGAACUCUAAAAUAUUGAUCAAGGUGGCUGGAUAUCCAUGUGAAAUCAUUUUGUGGGAGAAGGAAAAGAUAAAAUGCAAGACCUCUGCUGUACAAUUAAGUAUAUCGGGACCAGUUGAAAUAGAUGUGGCUGAUCUAUCAUGGAGUCACGGCCAAUACGACAUGAAAGGAAUCGCCCACAGCUCUAGAAAUUUUUCUUACGUUAUACCAAAACUAUAUGGCGUCUAUCCGAGCAAAGGUCCAGUUUCAGGGGGCACGAACAUUACUCUUUUUGGUCAGCAGCUAAACGUUGGUUCUUCAUACAGCAUUAUUGUUGCUCGGACACCCUGUGUAGAUGUGAGAGUGAGUGAAAAUUUUGUAUGGUGCAUCACUGGCAACCUAAGUCCCGCUAAUCUGGUCCCUCUGAGGGGUCCAGUUGAAAUGUUGAUUGACGAUUCAGUUAUCGAAGUGGAAGCUGAUAUGAGAGUCGAUAAUGAUGUGCCACUUUCAAAAGAUUUCUCAUAUUUACCAGAUCCAGAAAUAUUUCGAAUAAUUCCACAAGUUACAACCAUAAGUGGCACAGUGAACCUCACAGUGAGUGGACGUUAUCUGGACAGUGUGGCCGAACCUAAAAUUAAAGUUAUUGUUGUCUCCCCCCUCACUGGAAAGAAAUUAGAGUUUGAUCAAGCUUGUUGGGUGAUGGUUAACUCCAAUGGAUCCAAGAUGCAUUGCCUGACACCUGCCCUGCGCGGUCAUUCUGAGUUACAUGCCCCCACUGAGCGGGCACCCUUGGUCGCUCACAUAGCUUUUAUGAUGGAUGGUGUGGAGGCAUUGAGGGAUUUCCCCUUUCGUCAAAAAGAAUUGUCAAAGCUGUAUUAUUAUCCAGAUCCUGAGUAUGAACCAUUUGAUGGGAUACAAACAGUCUUAUAUGAUCAGACCCUCCUUGAAAUUAAGGGUAAAUACCUGGGGCUAGCUCAUAGACCAUCAGAUGUGAUUGUAACUAUAGGUGGUAAAUUAUGCAAUAUUACCACAAUCUCUUCAGAUAAAAUCUUCUGUGAAAUACCAGCGGAAUUGAUUCACACAACAAAGAACGAAUCAAAGUUUUCUGUUGAGGUAUCUGCAGGAAGUAUUCGAACUCAACUAGGGUACAUCCGAUUGGAAGAACGUGGAGUGAGCACGACUACAGUUGUUGUACUGACUGUUGGAGUGAUAUUCGUAUGCAUUGUGGCAUUUGCUAUUUAUGUGUAUUGGAAGAAAUCAUACCGUGAGAAAAAGUAUCCUGGAUACAUUGUUGCAUACACUGCAGAUAGAAUAAACACCUCUAAUGGCAACACAUGUGGUGCCCCCAGACAAGAAUGCAGUAGUACUAAUGAUUAUCAUGACAUGAGAGGCCAAACUGCCAUCAAAGAAAUCAACAGAGAGCUUACUGUUGAUGAAGAAACCCGGCGUCUCUUGGAGUCUGAGAACAUUCUUCUGCUCAGAGAACAUCUAAAGCUGGCUGAAAUUAUUGGCGUUGGCCAUUUUGGUUGUGUAUACAAAGGAGAAUUGCAGCUGAAAGACAAAGGAGAAUCAAAGAAAGUAGCUGUUAAAACAUUACAUAACAGUUCCACCACCAUAGAACAGGAUAUUGAAGCUUUUUUACAAGAAGGUUUGAUGAUGAAAGAUUUCCAUCACCACAAUGUCCUCACUCUUGUGGGGGUGUGUUUUGAUGAAGGGGGAGAACCUAUGGUUGUUAUUCCCUACAUGAAGCAUGGGGAUCUCUUAUCUUACAUUCGCAACGAAGAACAUACACCUACUGUGAAAGAUCUUCUAACAUUUGGAGUUCAGGUUGCUUCUGGAAUGGCUUAUUUGGCUGAAAUGAAGUUUGUUCAUAGAGACUUGGCUGCGAGAAAUUGCAUGUUAGAUGAGGAUAUGACUGUAAAAGUGGCUGACUUUGGAUUGUCUAGGGACAUUUAUGAACGAGACUACUACAGCAGCGAUAAUAAGAAAACUAAGCUGCCUGUAAAAUGGAUGGCACCAGAGAGUUUAGAGAAAGGAACUUACACCACAAAGACUGAUGUUUGGUCUUUUGGAGUGUUACUGUGGGAGUUGAUGACAAGGGGAGUUAGCCCUUAUCCUGAUGUGGAUAACUGGGAUAUCAUACAUUAUCUUAAAUCUGGAAGGAGGAUGCCACAGCCUUCAUACUGCCCAGAUCUCUUGUAUGAAAUCAUGUUGGGAUGUUGGAAUGAGGAUCCCAAGGUGAGACCCUCAUUCGUGCAAUUGGAGGAAAGAGUAGGGGAUGUCAUUACAACGCUUCAAAAGAAGAUCAAACAAAAGACUGUUGGACUCAAUGUCACUUACGUCAAUUAUCCACGACCCAAUACGAACAAUGACCAGGUAGAAGAAACGUAGACUCAAAUUGUUUUAGUUAGUUUGUUUCAAUUUUGUGAUAAGAUAUUUAAAGAAGAUGAAAAGUGAUAGUAUAGGAUAAUUGUUGAAUGCUUCUUUUAGAAUGAGCUGUUAAUUUUUGGAAUGAAUUGACAAGUCUAAUGGAAGAUAGUGAGAAAAGUAGCCAAUGGAAUGUGGGUAAAGACCAUUCACUAUUUACCAAGCAUUUUUUUCUCACUGAAUAUCGCCUUAUUUAGAGGUAGAACAGAAGAAAUUAAUGUGGUAUGCAGACCACAACAUGUCCUUGCGUGCUUCCGAAACGCCUUAUUUCUUAUACGUUCUUCAGCUAAGAUCUUCAAUCGUGAUUUGAGUGAAAGUGUGAUAAAUCAGUAUUUUCAUGGGGAAAUUUGGCGACACCUGAAUGGUAUUAAAAAAUAUACGUACAACGAUUCAUUGAAAUUACUGUCAGUUAUAGUGUGUUCAGUUAAAUGUUCAACUUUCUGUGCCUUUGUAUUCUCUUAUAAAGAGACAUUUUUACUGUUAAAAAUCUUUUGUACUUUUUGUAUUAUAAAAACUAAAGAGAAAUUUUUUUAAAAAUUUUUUCCAAUAAACUGUACAAUUUUAUUCACAUUCAUAUUAAACAACAAAAAUGCUUCAUCAUCAAACAAACACAUAAGGAUACCAUUAUUUUAUUUUACAACUGGUGUAAAUUUUGAGUUUAAGGCAAUGUUCCCAACACCAAGAGGGAUUCCAACCCAUGAUCCAUCUACCUCUGAGGGUAUUUUACGUCAGCAAUGUGGUCGGUGCGAGCUGGGAGCAGAAUUCAAAUUGACCAUCUAUAAUUGGGAUUUAAAGUAAAGCUGUGUGAUUUCAUAGGGAAGUGAGUGUAAAUGAUACUAUUUUUUUUUUUAUAACAGUCACUGAACGGCCCAUCCAAUUUUGAGUUCACGACUAACAAUGUUCAACUUGGUAGCCUUGUAAUAUUGAACCCGAUUCAAAAGACAAAGAAACUCCUAGAUCAAGUAUUGGGUGAAAUAUGCUUUUGUGGAGAACUUUUUGAUGAAUUUCACACGCAUUCGGGUUACACGGAAAGGAGAAUCACGAAACCUCUCAUGCUUCGCCUGACGGCAAUGAGACUCUAACCCGUGGUCCGUCUACCACUAAAGAUAUUUUUCAUCAGCGAGACGGGUGGCAUGUAAACUACUUUUACAUCUACAGUAUCCCCAAAAGAUUUUGAGCUCUCUGAUUGGAUUUCUCGGCAUUGCCUUCUGUUACAUCUUUUUGUAGCUUCUCCCCAAUAUCAUUUCUCCGUAGUUUGUUCACAAAAUGUAAAUCAAUCAUAAAUCAGUUCCAGUAUAUUUCUUAUGCUAAUUUUAAGACAAAUGUUAAAAGUUUUGUACAAAAUAUAAAAUAGGGUUAUCAAUGAUCUUUCAAGGUGCGCAGCAAAAUAUUUCAACAAAAAAUAAGCACAUUUUAAGUACUUUCCAAGCACUCAGAAAAUAUUUUUAAGCACUAUAUACAUUAACAAAAUGCAACAUAAUUUUCAAAGACUUAACAGCAUCAAGAUAAAAUAACUAGUUUCUGACAAAACACUAUUUUCUUGAUUAUAUUGGCCACUAUAAAAAGAUUGAGAGAUUUUUCGGUUUGAUUUCAGUGGGUGGAAAAUGAAAACUGAAAUUGAGAAUAUUUUGCAAAAUGCAGCAGAAUUGCACAUAAGAGUGCUAAAAUCUCACCGACUUCUGCUCAGAAGACGCACAUGCGGACCCACAAGUAUUUCAUCAAACAUGUAAAAUGAUUAGCGUUUUUAUACGCUAUGGACCGACGGUAGGCCAAAAUGGAUUGUGGUUGAAUGAAUUGUGAAAAGCAUGAUUUUGUAUCAUAGUUUGCAAAAAUCAACAGGGUGAAGAAAAAAAUCACAAUGCAAAAAGGGAAAACUAAGCAUUUUUUAAAAGCGUUAUGCACCAUGUCUUUUAUAAUAACCCAUUUAUUCAAAUCUAAUUAGCUUUAAGUUAUAUUCUUCAUUUGCUUUAAAAAAAAUUUCAUACGUUUCAGUGUAAUAUUUUUUAAUGUUACGAAUUUCAGGUAAAUGCAAGGUAAACAACCAUGUUUUGGUAAAACAUCAAAUUAGUACAAUAAUAAUUAUUAAACAUAAAUUAAAGCAUUAUUAGCUAGCUUUUAUAUAAUAAAUAUAGUAAGGAUUAAUAUUUAAAAUGAAUAAAUAGUAUUAUCUCCUUAUGCACUUUUGAAAUCUCUUACUUUUAAUUUAUUAAGUAUGAACCCAUUCAGUUUGAAUUCAUUAUAUAUGAGAUUUUAAAAUGUAUGUAAAUAUUAUUGUAAUUGUAUGUAAAUAUAUAUUGUGAUUACUUGAAAAAGAUUUUAUCAUAUCUUAGGGGAAAAUAUUAUUUUAUUAAAGAAUCUGAUUUCCUUGUUGUUCAACUUCA
Parasteatoda tepidariorum (common house spider) is the source of this 7043-nucleotide messenger RNA. RefSeq names its product hepatocyte growth factor receptor. Gene Ontology annotation, cellular component: semaphorin receptor complex; plasma membrane. NCBI's taxonomy places the organism in Eukaryota, Metazoa, Arthropoda, Arachnida, Araneae, Theridiidae. Gene Ontology annotation, biological process: protein phosphorylation; semaphorin-plexin signaling pathway; regulation of cell migration. The record is from RefSeq and is a predicted model, not a curated record. Gene Ontology annotation, molecular function: ATP binding; semaphorin receptor activity; protein tyrosine kinase activity.